UAUCCCUUGACUCUUGACAAUGUCUAGCUCAAGUGGCGAGGAUUCGCUUUUCGUGGAACAGGACUUGGAUUACUCCUCCGCCGACGGAGAGGCGGACGUCUCCCAGCCUGCCCCUCCCCAGUCCGCCAACCCCCAGCCCGCGGUCCAGCCCGCCGACAGUCCUCUCUCAUCGGUUGACGAAGAGUUCCUGGCCCAGGUCCGCGAGGGCCAAGUCACUUUUGAGGUCCUGGGAGAAGAACUCCUCUACCCCCAUCACAGUAACAGGCAAUACGAGGCGAAUAAUUCUCAUGCCCAUUGUGCAGGGCAUCCUCCUCUCCGGCGGCCUGAUGGCAAGCCUGGCUCGUCGAGUAUCUAUAGCUUGGCGACCGACCCAGCGGCCAACCUGAUGGCCGCGAUAAUCCAGACAACCGGCCCAGAGGCUGAGGAGCCCUGCACCCGGUGCAAGAAGGACUAUGCCGGCGUAUGGAUGCUCUGCAUCCGACCACCUUGCAAGUUCAUCGACGACAAGGUUCAUGGCGCCUGUGCCAACUGCGUCUUCCGCGGUCGGGCGGCCGACUGUAGUCAGAGCCGCAAGUGGAAGCUUGCCGACCAGUCGGGGAUGCUCUCCAAGGCCACCAUCUCCGAGAGCACCACGAGGUGGGCUGACGAGGUGGAGAAGAUCGCGUCUACCGUCUCCGACCCCGCGGCCAGGGGAAGAUUGGCUUCGCUGGCCGCCUCGCUUCGUCUUGGAGUGUUCAAUCCCGGCCCUACUCCCAAUGCCGAGGCCGACACUGGCCCUGCCGACCCUGCGCCAGGUUCGAAUGACCAGGCCCACUCCGCCCCAGGUGCGAGUGAAGAGGCCCUGCCUUGUGGCUGCCAGAAUUAAAUGCCAUGCCUGUCCGCCAACGGCCCCCCGCCGCCUUGCCCUCUCUAAUUUCUUACAUUUUCAUUCACCUGCCUUCUCGUCUUUCGUCAUAUAUUCUCGUGCUCUUCUACUCCCGCUACACCCAAUUUUUCUCCUCCGCCUUCAACACAAUUUCGGGACCCACGAUCACGUCUAGAUCUCAGUACUUGGCCUGCUUUAGCGAUUACUGCGUCUUUCCCGUCACCUCAACAGCUCGACACACAUUGUGAGUU
Phialemonium atrogriseum is the source of this 1116-nucleotide messenger RNA. RefSeq lists its product as uncharacterized. The transcript has 3 exons. The coding region runs from base 20 to 865 and encodes 281 amino acids. The record is from RefSeq and is a predicted model, not a curated record. NCBI's taxonomy places the organism in Eukaryota, Fungi, Ascomycota, Sordariomycetes, Cephalothecales, Cephalothecaceae.